AUGGCUUCUGGAGAGGGAGAUCAGCUGCACACGAUGGUGCAAACCUUGUUCGGUGGAAUGUCCGACAUGAUGCGAAACCUUGUAGAAGCAGGUCUUCGUGCUGAAAUGGAAAAUGAUGAAGAGAUCGUGGUUUAUGAGAAAUUCACAAAAGAAGAUUACGACGCUUUUAAACUUAAGCACGGCAUAAAUGUCUCCUCUGGCCCUGUAAGCACUGGUCCACAGGAAGAGAACCGAACCAAUGAUGAUGAUGAUGAUGAAGAGGAGGAAGAAGAAAGCGAUGAAGACAGCAGUGACGAGGAAUGGGACCGUGAGAGCGCGGCGGCAGAUUUUCGAAGGCAGUAUGAACACACUAUCCAGGCGAGAAAAUGGAUUCAAUCUUUUCGGACUGAUAAAUCUGAUGGCGGAGCGAAUUUGCCUACGACAAGUGAGACGACGAACGGAGCCCAGGAAAAACAAGAGGAACCUGAUACAUCUGUGAACACGCAGCAGGGAACGCAAGGAGAAAAAGUAGAUAAAAAGGAAACUGCAACGACCAGCUUUAAGAUAGAUGAUGUAGAUUAA
Molecule: messenger RNA, 561 nt
Organism: Knipowitschia caucasica
Lineage: Eukaryota; Metazoa; Chordata; Actinopteri; Gobiiformes; Gobiidae
Source: the annotation of a GenBank genome assembly